Molecule: messenger RNA, 2618 nt
Organism: Cyprinus carpio (common carp)
Lineage: Eukaryota; Metazoa; Chordata; Actinopteri; Cypriniformes; Cyprinidae
Product: paired box protein Pax-2a
Exons: 12
Coding region: 538-1845 (435 amino acids)
Biological process (GO): anatomical structure development; regulation of transcription by RNA polymerase II
Molecular function (GO): RNA polymerase II cis-regulatory region sequence-specific DNA binding; DNA-binding transcription factor activity, RNA polymerase II-specific
Source: RefSeq, a predicted model, not a curated record
AGAGGGGUUUCAGUCUCAGCCCAAAGCUUCUAACAGGCACAUCCCAUUCUUGAAGAGAGGGGGACCGAAAGACACUCGCCGUGUCCAUGUUUUUUCCUGUCAUCCCCGCUCGAAUCUGACUGUACCCCUCAGACUUUACCAGAAACGCUUCUCCAUAUCGAGGAAUUUACACUGCAGUUUCAUCAGAGGACACUGGAGGAGACGCAACCACUAAUGCUUGCGUUCCCUUAAAUAUGUAGCAAACAAAUAUUAACUGAACGACUGAUUACGCUAACGUUCCUGCGUAAAAGAUUGUUUCUUUUUUUUGAGAGAGAGACCAGUGCAGGACAUGAUCUGCACCUGACCAGCCUCGUGUCUUCACUGAAUGGACUGAUCAGCACCAGAUAAAGUUCGUCGCGCGCUGAAGAACUUCUGAACACUGACAUCGGAAGCAUUGCGCUUUGAACGGAUAGCGAUCUUUAUUAAUUCCAAUUAAAGCUACAUAAUCAAGGCGAGACGGCGACCUCAGUCGAUUAUCUUUCCUUCCUUUGCUAUCCCAUGGAUAUUCACUGCAAAGCAGACCCCUUCUCGGCGAUGCACCUUGUAUCCCAUAUAGGGCACGGCGGUGUGAACCAGCUAGGAGGGGUGUUUGUGAAUGGCAGACCCCUACCUGACGUGGUCAGGCAAAGAAUCGUGGAGCUCGCGCACCAAGGAGUCAGACCUUGUGACAUCUCAAGACAACUACGGGUCAGCCAUGGCUGUGUCAGCAAAAUUCUCGGAAGCUAUCAAAAGGAUCUUAUAAGAUACUAUGAAACCGGCAGUAUUAAACCUGGAGUUAUUGGGGGGUCCAAACCAAAAGUGGCGACGCCCAAAGUUGUGGAUAAAAUCGCAGAAUACAAGCGGCAGAAUCCCACAAUGUUCGCCUGGGAGAUCAGAGACCGACUCCUGGCCGAGGGCGUUUGUGACAAUGACACAGUACCAAGUGUUUCAUCUAUAAACAGGAUAAUUCGAACCAAAGUUCAGCAGCCUUUCCAUCCAUCCUCCGACGGCACAGGAACGCCUCUCACCACAGCGGGACACACUAUAGGUGAUCUUGAGAGCACUCCAUAUACGUUAACCUAUUCCUGUGCUCUUUCAGUGCCCAGCACAGCCUCCCCACCUGUGUCAAGCGCUUCCAAUGACCCCGUGGGGUCCUACUCUAUUAAUGGCAUCCUAGGAAUCCCUCGCUCCAACGGCGAAAAGAGAAAACGCGAUGAUGUUCUCUGGAGUGGCAACCACUUGGAUGGGAGGAAAAUAGGAUAUUAUGGUUCAGAUGGCUCUGGCCCAAACAGUGAUUCUCAGGGUAGUGUGGAGAGUUUACGGAAGCACCUGAGGGCUGAUGCCUUCACUCAACAGCAGCUGGAGGCUCUGGAUCGGGUGUUUGAGCGGCCGUCAUACCCCGACGUCUUCCCUACGUCAGAACACAUCAAGCCAGAGCAGGCUAAUGAAUACUCGCUACCAGCACUGAACCCUGGACUGGACGAAGUCAAGCCCAGUCUGUCAACCAGCGUCAGCUCAGAUUUGGGCUCCAGCGUCUCACAGAGCUACCCAGUAGUGACAGGUCGAGACAUGGCGAGCACAACCCUACCAGGAUACCCACCUCACGUUCCCCCCACCGGGCAGGGCAGCUACCCCACCUCUACACUUGCUGGAAUGGUCCCUGGAAGCGACUUUUCAGGAAAUCCCUACUCUCACCCACAGUACACAACUUACAAUGAAGCUUGGCGGUUCAGCAACCCCGCGUUAUUAAGUUCCCCUUAUUAUUAUAGUGCCGCAUCCCGGGGCUCCGCCCCUCCCACUGCUGCCACUGCCUAUGACCGCCACUAGUUACCAUGGCAACCCAAUCAAACUGCAGGACCAUGGCCACGGCCUCCAUAUCGUACCAGUCUGAAUGGCGUUAAGGUCAGAGGGAUUGAAGAUGGCUACGCGAUCUUCAGUUUCAUGGGGCCGAGAUCGGAUUAGGAGGGUCAAGCAACAGCGGGUUUCCCCCCAGACAUCGACUAUACCCCCCUCACGCAACAUCAACACUAAGGCUCUCAUUCUCUAAAUCACUGAACAAUGACUGAACUAUUUCCUGAAAGACUUUGAAAGAUUCUACAAAAAUAUAUAUAUUAUACAAGAUAUAAAACAAGACGAACCGUGUGAAGAAAUACCAAGUAACAAUUGAUGUGUUGUUGUUUUUUUGUUUUCAUUCUCUCUUUAAAUCAAUCAAUACAUUCCUUUACAUACUGUAUUUAGUAUCACUAACAGAUCACACACACACACUCACACACACACACACACACACAAGGUUGCCUGAGGCCUUUAACGUAAUUUGCCCUCGUCCUACACCAUUUCACUAGUGUCUUACCUCUCACGGACAGAACAGCGACGUGUCAGCUGAGCAGAAAACUGCAGUAUUGCUCCAUUUUCUGUCAAACAGACAAGUGUAACAGUUUUAGAAGCCAUCUCUGACUCGUGGUAUGAAAUUACCAACAUGGUUUAACAUUUUCUGUGAUACACAAUCAAAAUGGGGGAAAAGAAAAUAGAAAAAAAAAAGAAAAACAGCUCAGACACUGAAGAAGACGUUAACUGUUGCUGUAUAUGACCUGAAAAGAAAA